AUGGCCCACUAUGGCCGUCUCAGUGUGAAGCUUAUCAUCCGCCGCCAUGUGAAGGACAGCACCCUCAUCUACCUUGACGCUUGUCACGAGACACUGAAGCGGUCCAAUAGAGAGUCCGAGUCAUCGUACAACGAUGAUGUGACGCGGUUAUUCCUCGCGCCAGCUUUUGAGGCCUAA
Molecule: messenger RNA, 177 nt
Organism: Fusarium sp. VM40
Lineage: Eukaryota; Fungi; Ascomycota; Sordariomycetes; Hypocreales; Nectriaceae
Source: the annotation of a GenBank genome assembly